Messenger RNA from Orycteropus afer afer, 531 nucleotides. RefSeq names its product ferritin light chain (gene FTL). Gene Ontology annotation, molecular function: ferric iron binding; ferrous iron binding. Gene Ontology annotation, cellular component: cytoplasm. Lineage: Eukaryota; Metazoa; Chordata; Mammalia; Tubulidentata; Orycteropodidae. The record is from RefSeq and is a predicted model, not a curated record. Gene Ontology annotation, biological process: iron ion transport; intracellular iron ion homeostasis. The transcript has 4 exons. Bases 1 to 531 code for a protein of 176 amino acids.
AUGAGCUCCCAGAUCCGUCAGAACUAUUCUGCCGACGCGGAGGCUGGCGUCAACCACCUGGUCAAUCUGCACCUGCGAGCCUCCUACACCUACCUCUCUCUGGGCUUCUUUUUCGAUCGCGACGAUGUGGCCUUGGAAGGCGUGGGACACUUCUUCCGCGAGCUGUCUGAGGAGAAACGCAAGGGUGCUGAGAUUCUCUUAAAGCUGCAAAACAAGCGUGGCGGCCGCGCCCUCUUCCAGGACGUGAAGAAGCCGUCCCAAGAUGAAUGGGGUAAAAGCGUGGAAGCCAUGGAAGCCGCCCUGGCCCUGGAGAAGAGCCUAAACCAGGCUCUUCUGGAUCUGCACGCCGUGGCUUCUACCCACACGGACCCCCAUCUCUGUGACUUCCUGGAGAACCAUUUCCUGGAUGAGGAGGUGAAGCUCAUCAAGAAGUUGGGCGACCACCUGACCAACCUCCGCAGGGUGGCCAGCCCCCAGGCAGGGCUGGGCGAGUACCUCUUCGAGAGGCUCACCCUCAAGCAUGACGACUAG